AUGACCACCGAUGAAAAGCCCAGAGUCGCUUACAUAUGGUCGCAGGAGCUUCAAGAUGUAUCCGAUGACCUGCCUUCAAACAUCGGUCGAUCUAGCAUGGUCCACGGAUUGGUCAAAGCUUUGAACCUCCUCAACGAUGAUACCGCCGACAACCGACUCACAAAUGGUGAUGACAACCCAAACAGAGCAACUGUCUUCGCUCCUGAUGAAGACCUGGGUUCGGAACAAUGCUUGUUGAAAUACCAUGACCAGUCAUACAUAGACGCUCUCAUGAAGUACCGAGCGACCUCACCUCCUUCCUACGACCCUACUGCUCCUCGAGAUACACCCUCAACCUCCUCUCAACCUCCACCGGCUAAACGAGCAAGAACGAAGGGACCACACCCGCAAGAGUAUCGAGAUAUGGACGUAUACAAUUUGUCGCAUGAUAAUCCACCUUUCCCAAAUUUACCUAGAUAUAUCACCUUGGUCGCCGCGGCAACUUCUACCGCGUGUAGGCUGUUGGUCCAAGAUGAAGCUGAUUUUGUAAUUUGCUGGGAUGGCGGAAGACAUCAUGCGAAGAAGAGCGAGGCGGGAGGUUUCUGCUAUGUUAAUGAUCUUGUUUUGGGUCUGUUGCUCUUGUCGAGAGAAGGGAAAGUACCUAUACCUUCAAAUAACGGUAGGAAGAAGACUAGACCACCUAGGAUAUUAUAUCUGGAUUUGGAUUUGCAUUAUUCAGAUGGAGUAUCAUCAGCUUUCCAUUCUACUAAAGAAUACCCUGAUCCCAUGCCUCCAAAGAACCCUCCCAAACCACCUUCGGUGAUGACUUUCUCAAUUCACCACUCUGCGACAGGUUUCUAUCCACCUGCAACACCUUGGGCGGAACUCGCCAAUCCAUGGUUACCUACCCCUUUCUCCCUAUCUGUACCCCUCGCAGCAUACCCUUCUUCGAAAACGUAUAAAACCUUGUGGGAAGGAUGCGUAGAACCAAUAGUGAAAGAGUGGGAUCCAGAUUAUAUCGUCUUGCAAUUAGGCUCAGACGGCCUGCCUGGUGAUAGAGUAGGUCAGUUCGGCAACUGGUCGGUGGAAGAAGAAGGUGGAAUGAAAUGGUGUAUCGAGAAAGUAAAAAAAUGGGGCAAGAAAACUUGUGUAACAGGUGGUGGGGGUUAUAAUCAUCCGAAUACAGCCAGAGCGUGGGCUGCCGUCACUGCUUCGCUGCUCGACCGUCCGACAAACGGCGAAACGCCUAUACCUCACCAUGAGCAUUUCGAAGAAUACGCUCACUCAUUCACCAUGGAAGUCCCUCAAGGACAUAUGGAAGAUCAGAACAAGCAGAAAUAUCUGGAUCACGCAUGUGAGGAUUUCGGUUACAUAUCAACUAGAAUAAAAGAUAUCGUAGCUUCGAUUCUACGUUAG
Kwoniella mangroviensis CBS 8507 is the source of this 1395-nucleotide messenger RNA. RefSeq lists its product as uncharacterized. NCBI's taxonomy places the organism in Eukaryota, Fungi, Basidiomycota, Tremellomycetes, Tremellales, Cryptococcaceae. Gene Ontology annotation, cellular component: nucleus; Rpd3L-Expanded complex. Gene Ontology annotation, biological process: negative regulation of transcription by RNA polymerase II. The transcript has 4 exons. The record is from RefSeq and is a predicted model, not a curated record. Gene Ontology annotation, molecular function: histone deacetylase activity. Bases 1 to 1395 code for a protein of 464 amino acids.